Aspergillus novofumigatus IBT 16806 is the source of this 1411-nucleotide messenger RNA. RefSeq lists its product as uncharacterized. The coding region runs from base 98 to 1411 and encodes 437 amino acids. The transcript is spliced from 3 exons. The record is from RefSeq and is a predicted model, not a curated record. NCBI's taxonomy places the organism in Eukaryota, Fungi, Ascomycota, Eurotiomycetes, Eurotiales, Aspergillaceae.
GGCAGAUAUAGCGUUGCAAAAAGCAGUCUAAUCUGCAAAAAUUUAGUCGGUCCUCAGGCGACACCAGUCUCUUGCCAAACUCCGAGUCAAUCCAGACAUGGGGCCCCGCCCAUCGAAACGAGCUGGACGCCCUCGUCUGGACGCCAGCAGGGACGCCAUCCUCUCCGCCGAUCGUCGCAGCCAGGUCCGUCGCGCCCAGCGCACAUACCGACUGAAGAAGGAGGCCGCUUUUCGGAAUGCGACCGCCAGAGCCGAACAGCUUCAAGAGAGAAUGCGCACUGCCGCUGAAGAGGUAACCUGGCUGUCCGAGGUCGCCACAGAGGCGCAGCUGCAUCUCUCUCAUCCUGAUAUCUAUGCGAGUCUGAAGCGGCUUUAUGGAAUUGUAAACGCCGAUGAUUAUAGUCCGAUCGAGGCCGGUGGUGCCCCUGCCGAGCCAUCUGCGGAUUCAUCCGAUCAAGUGUCCGUGGUCAGCGCGCAAGUUAAAUCCCCCAGACAAUACCCACCUACCCCUCCUCUGCCAACCAGCCAGCACACCUACGCAUUCCAAGAAGUACGUUUCGCUCGUCGACUACAGCGAUACUCCCUUGAGCAUGCGUUUCGUCUCUACACGGAAUUCCGGUCGGAUCCGCGUGAGAUCCACCGCGUGUUCCGGCUCGUCCCCUGUGUGAGGGAUCGGGGAAAGACGCAGCCGCGCUUCCGGCAGCUGUUGAUGGGCGGACGUACGGACCCUCUGGAGGUACCAGGUCUCCCAUUUUACACCGUCGGCGGCGCGGGUACGCACUUCCCGGAUGUCGAUGAGGAGGGCAAUGCGAUAUACCCGGCCAAUAGUCGGAUGCCACGGCGGGUUUUGGGGAUAUUGCCGUGGCCGGAGCUGGGAAGCAAGGGAGGUGAAGAGGCACUGGAGGUCUAUGGGCUUGGAGGGGAGUGGUUUGAUAGUCGUGAUGUGGAGGGGUAUCUCAGGCUACAUGGGGUGGACGUAAAUGGGGGUUUGUUUCCUACGCUGCACAUACCCAGUGAUGGCGCAGCUGAGAGGGAUCGCACUCGGUCCUUUGUCUUGGACGUCGAGGGUUUUUUCGCACGGCUCCUCUCCGGGCUUGUCAUCCUUGGCCGCGCACCCGGGUUUAGGAAGACAGACGUCCGGCGUGCAUUUAAAGCUUCGGUAAAGAGGGUUGAUCUUAUAUCACCGCCAUCAACGCUGCCUACGCGACCGUCACAGCAGGCCAGCACCUGUGCUCCAUCAGUAGCUGUUUUGUGCAACCCCGGUAGCUCAUCCCAGAACCUCAUCUACCGCGUUGAGUGCAUGCGACACGCAGACCUUCCAAACAAAGGCAUCUCUGUGGGGGUCCAGUCCGGAGAAAAAUCCGAACAGCUAUGCUCAAUUGCAACAGCAGACUUCACUCUGAUGAACUGA